CUAUUUCCGGGUCCGAACAAAUCUCCUGCAAAAGGCGUUUUCACUCUUCCUACUCCGAGACCCCGAAAAUUUCUGGGACGCACUAUCAUCAACAUCCGCCGUGACGAAAUGGGUGACGACGCAUCGAUGGUCGGCUCGAGGGUGACGUAGAGGUCAUGAUCACGGCUGGUGAUCGAUUUCGGAACCCGACGCUUCAUUAUUUGCGUCAAUCGCAAACCGAAGCAUGCCCCUGACUAGGUCCCACUGGGUAUUUAACAUGAGCGAGUUUACCGGGCGUCAUCUCUUUAGAAUCUGAACAUCCGUUGGCAGAGCUUGAACCUACAUCAUCGAAAAUGUCUAGCACUUUUCCUCUUUUUGUCGUCGCAGGAAUUGGAGAUGGCUCCGGCACUGGAGCAGCGACAGCGCGCCUCUUCGCAAAGGCAGGCUAUGCCGUCGCCUUGAUCUCCAGGCGCGAAGACGCCCUCAACCAGUUCAAAGACGAGUUGUCCGGCGGUGCGAGCCGCGCUAACGUGGCCGCCUUCCCCGUCGACGAGUACUCUGGGAAGUCGAUCCAAUCCGCCUUCGCGAGCAUCAAGUCCACUUUCCCCCGCUCGCCCCUCCGCGUCGCCCUCUGGAACGCCGGUGCGGCCGUGUGGAAGCCCUUCCUCGAGACCACGUCUGAGGAUGUGCUCACCGUCACAUGUAUCAAUAUCGCCGGCGCGUUCGCGUUUGCGCACGAGGUUCUCCAGAUUUUCACCGCCCAGGAGCCCGAGACGGCUGCCGAGGGCGGGCUGGCUGGUGACAAGCAGACCAAGGGCACGCUCCUGUUCUCGGGUGCGACCGCGAGCGUUAGGGGCACCGAGAAGACGGCCGCGUUUGCGGCUGGGAAGCACGGCAUUCGGGCGCUGGCGCAGAGCUUGGCAAAAGAGUUUGGCAAACAGAACAUCCAUGUCGCACACGCUAUUAUUGACGGAAACAUCCUCACCGAGAAAUUCGCCCAUAAAAAUGACCCCGAGUAUGUCAAAAACGCGAACGUGCGUUUGGACCCUAGCUCCAUUGCAGAGGCGUACGAAUAUCUCGUCAAGCAGGACUGCUCCUCAUGGACCUGGGAGCUCGACUUGAGGCCGGCUCAUGAGCAGUGGUAA
Messenger RNA from Coniophora puteana RWD-64-598 SS2, 1124 nucleotides. RefSeq names its product NAD(P)-binding protein. The record is from RefSeq and is a predicted model, not a curated record. The coding region runs from base 333 to 1124 and encodes 263 amino acids. Lineage: Eukaryota; Fungi; Basidiomycota; Agaricomycetes; Boletales; Coniophoraceae. The transcript is spliced from 9 exons.